CUCCAAGAUGAAACGCAACAGACAUCCUAGCAGCAGUGACAGUUCGGAUGAAAAUCCUUCCAUUCCCUUACUAAGAAUUCCAUCUGAACACAAAAGACCUGCUGAGGUAUUUCGGAAGGACCUCAUUAGUGCAAUGAAAGUUUCCGAUUCGCAUUACCUUGAUCCUGACAGCUAUUACAUCUUUUCGGAUACAUGGAAAGAAGAAUGGGAAAAGGGAGUUCAGGUACCAGCAAAUCCAGAUAGUCUCCCAGAGCCUUCUAUCAGGAUUAUAGGUCCACAUGAGAGAGUAGAAGAUACUUGCUUCAUUCGCCCCUGGAAGUACAUUCACUCCGUCUGUCCCGAGCCCUCGGAACCUGGCUUUGUCAGCGUCCUAGAAAUGGCAACAGCUGUAUGCCGAUAUGACCUAGAUGACAUGGACAUCUACUGGCUCCGAGAUGUGAAUAGCAUCCUUAGAGGAAUGGGUUAUGUAACAAUUGAUGAGACUCUUAUGGAAAAGGCAAUGGAAGCCCUGGAAUGCCUUUGCCAUGAAAAAAUGAACCAUGCUAUUAAUACACAGGAAGGGCUUGGGAUAGAAUACGAUGCAGAUGUAAUUUGUGAUGUAUGCCGGUCUCCAGACAGUGAAGAAGGAAAUGAUAUGGUAUUCUGUGAUAGGUGUAACAUCUGUGUACAUCAGGCUUGCUAUGGCAUCCUCAAGAUACCAGAAGGAAGUUGGUUGUGUCGCCCCUGUGUCCUGGGCACUAGUCCCCAAUGUAUGUUUUGUCCAAACCAAGGUGGGGCCAUGAAAGCCAACAGGACAGGGAAUAAAUGGGCUCAUGUUAGCUGUUCGCUGUGGAUUCCAGAGGUCCGCAUUGCCUCACCUGAAAGAAUGGAACCGAUCACCAAGAUCUCUCACGUUCCACCCAGUCGUUGGGCCCUAGUUUGCAGCCUAUGUAAGUUGAAGAUGGGUGCUUGUAUUCAGUGCUCAGUGAAAAGCUGCAUCACUGCCUUCCACGUCACUUGUGCCUUUGAGCAAAACCUAGAGAUGAGGACCAUCCUAGAUGAAGGAGAUGAAGUAAGAUUCAAGUCAUAUUGCGUCAGACACAGCUAUACAAAGCGGGCUGCACUAGGAGAGCCUGACUAUGCCGUAUUCAAAGCUGCAGAGAGCCAAGUCUCAACUGAGAAGGUCAACUUGCGAGCACUGAAGCUUCAGGAACUGGAGGAGGAUUUCUAUACCCUGGUCCAUGCGAAAGAUGUGGCUGCAGAGCUGGACAUACCCAAAGUGCCUAUGAACUUUAUCUACAACUACUGGAUACUGAAGCGGAAAAGUAAUUUCAACAAGCCAUUAUUUCCUCCAAUUGAAGAAGAGAGCCUACCAAAGCCAAUCGGAGAAAACAUUCAAACCCGCAUGAGAAGGUUUAUGCAUCUACGACAGGACUUGGAAAGGGUCCGCAAUCUGUGCUACAUGAUAAGCAGGCGAGAAAAGCUAAAAAUGUCACACGUCAAAAUGCAAGAACAGAUCUUCAACUUAGAAAUUCAGCUGGUUAACCAGGAACUUGCCUCAGGACCUUCUGUAACAAGUGCACCAGAAAACUCAAUAUUCUCCCCACCACCAAGAAUCACCUUAAAGUUAAAAAUGCCCAAACCAUCCCUAGACAACUGCAAAAACGGCUCCACAGAGCCUGAGCACAGACGCCCCUCUCCUGGUAGCAGCUCCCCUGCUGUCAGUAUGAAGAACAAGCCAACACCACAGAAGGGCCCAGAAAUGAGAAUGAAGUCCUCUUCAAGAUACCCAUUCAAGAACAAGAACACCUGUAUGCUGGCUAGCCUGAGCCACCCUCAGAGUGAAGUAAAGGAUUCUAGCCCUGCCUGGAAAACUCCAUCUCCAGACUGCUGUCAUGGACAGUCACUGGGUAAGCCUCUGGUCCUUCCGACUGCCCUGCAUGGACAGUCUUCUAUUGAGAACAAGAAAAUUCCACCCAGCGCCAGGCUUGCCAAAUCCAAUGGCCUGGAGGGCAGUUUAUCUGGAGAAGUCACCCCAAAGGACAGCUUAAGUGAAAUGGUCUGUGGCCAGGAGCCCAUGCUUAGUUCUCAUUUGCCCAGUCAGGGAAGCUAUAGAAAACCUACAGUGGAGCAUUUGAGCACAUCCUUUAAGGAGGCUACUAGCCGGUGGGUGAGGAGCACAGAGGACCUCCAGAGCUAUGUGAAGCCAACCAAGAUUAACCCCAAAGAGCAGCUGUGGGGUAAGCAGCUCCUUCGGCGGUCGUCAGGGAAAGCUUCCUAUCAGGAAAACGAUGGGUAUUGCCCAGAUUUAGAACUGAGUGAUUCAGAAGCAGAAAGUGACGGGACUAGAGAGAAAGUCAAGCUUAGGAGAGACAACUCAGACAGGGAAAAUCCUCCCCGUGACUCCAAACGGUAUUGCCAUGGUAAAAACAAGACUCAUUCGUUUUCCCAUAGCUCAGUGCAAAGGUGAUUAGAAACUUUCAAGGAUAAUCCAACCUUUGCCUUUGGAGGAAACUCAUAACAACAAAACGAUUCUAGCAUAUAUGUUAAGAGCAAUUUUUCCAUAGUGCAUCCACUUGCAGUUUCCAAAGUCUGGUUUCACAAGCACAUUAUAAGAAUUGCAGAUUAUCUAAUUUGUUUGUUUGUGUUUUGUUUGUUUUUAAUCGACUCUCGUUUGCAUUUUUAUAUUGGGUCAGAGUCUAUUGGGAACAAAUGAGCCCAGGGUAUUUUCCUCACUAGAUACUGGGGCUAUUUUCCAGUUACAAUAACAUAUUGGUGAGCAUGCGCAUUAAGUACCCUUGCAUUAUUAAUGGGAAUUGCAAGAGACCAUGAUUUUCAGACACUAAAAAUUACUUAUCUUUCGAAGACACAGCCUGUGACUCUAGAGCUCCUAUCUGUAGGAUGUUUCUUAUUCCACUGGAAUCUGUAAACCUUCAGGGAGAGAGCAGGAAAGCAGCUAUCUCAUGUACUAUUCCACUCACUACCCCUUUCCUUUGCAUUGCACCAGGUGGGGUUCCUUUUACAAUGUCUUCACUUACUGAGUCAAUAUUAAUGCUCAUAUAAACGUCCAGUGCCUGUUCCUGGACUUGCGUGUUGGGGGCCGCACUUCAUAACUGUUUCGCCCAGCCAAUAAGCAUAAAAGUUUAACUUGUGGAUGGUGUUUACAAAAGUAGAAGUCCUACUUCCAAGGCAGAUGCUCUGAUCGUCUCUCGGCACUUGUCAAGGCUCCCAGAGCCUUUUCCAAAGUGAGACCAUCUCUGGGCUCUGUACCACGUCAGAGUUUUUAUAUUGUCUUCAGAUAAACUUGACUAGAACCAGUUUUGUAUACCUCUCUUCAUAUCUGUAUGACUUCCACUGAGGUAUGAUUCAGAUAAUACUGGACACUGAAAUGCACAGAGGUAUUCUUACUCGCUUGGUUACAAAGCAACAAUAAUCUGAGAAAACCUAUCAUUGUUGCUUUAUGUCAACUUUGACUCAGAGACAGCUUCCCAACCAAAAAGCUGAGACUGCUUUUGUGCAUUUAGGAGCUGCUUACGCACAGCUCCCUAACUGUCAACUUUGGCUCAUUUCUGGGAGGAAGAGAAUAAGUGCAUUUUAGGGAAAUAGAACCCUAUCUGUUUCCCAUUCAAAGAAGGGGGAAAGUUGCAAUUUUUUUAAAAUGUGACACAAACUGUAAUUCUCAGCUCUUUUCUUGUUAGCCUUACUAUAAAUUAAUGUUCUCUUCUAUUUUAAGAAAGUGUAGAGACUUUUCAGCCAAAGUGGCCUGUUUUACACUUUCCUAAGUGUGUUACUAGUGAAACAGCCCAACUGCAGUCGGGCAUUUGUUUGCAAGGGUAGGGGCUCCUCUCUGAAUCAACAUGGAAAACUCAGCAGUUUUCCAUUCCCUGUCUUUGCUCUUGUAGCCUUAUUAAUGGUUUCCUUUUUUGCCUUUUGUUUGCUCCUUUUCUUGGGAACCUAUAUAUUUCUCCUCUCCUUUGGCUACAUCUUCCCAAUGCUCCUUUUGUGCCUGUGUGAAGAUGCUAUAGCCUGUGUGAUUAAUUUCCUGUAGUUUGUUUGGAUAGAAAAUGCUCUGGGUCCUCCACAAUGAGGGAGAAAGCUUCCCCUAUUUCUGCACUAGGUUUCUGUACUUUUUCUUUGAAAUCUGCUUGGGUCAAUAAUAAUUUUCCACCUGCAUGGUAUUAAAAUUAUAGUGGAGUUAUAUUGUUAGAGACCAAUGCAGUAGCCUUUGCCCUUUGAUGCCUUUCCAUUCUGAGUAGGCAGGAAAACAAGCAUUGAAACAGUGUUUCGGCCAAAUUGCAUAUAUAAUGCCAUUGGGAGAGUAUUUGCUAAAAUAAUUCCAGUCAGGGAAAUAGAGUUGUGAUAUUUUUACAGAAUUUUCCUAGAUAAAUUAAGGAGCCUUCAGUUGUAUAAAUUUCAAUUGUUCCAAAAUGUAUUUGCUACAUUUUGCUGUUGUUUGAAGUAUUACCUCUUAACCUUCUUUAUUUUCCAUUUUCCUUUAUAUAGUCCAGUUUUCCAGGAUAAACUCAAGUCUUUUAUUAAAUGUCACCUUUUUACCAAUACUUUUUCAUUAAAUUAUGAAAACUGUU
Echinops telfairi (small Madagascar hedgehog) is the source of this 4565-nucleotide messenger RNA. It is a transcript of the gene JADE3, whose product is annotated as jade family PHD finger 3. The coding region runs from base 8 to 2449 and encodes 813 amino acids. The record is from RefSeq and is a predicted model, not a curated record. The transcript has 10 exons. Gene Ontology annotation, biological process: regulation of transcription by RNA polymerase II. Gene Ontology annotation, cellular component: histone acetyltransferase complex. Lineage: Eukaryota; Metazoa; Chordata; Mammalia; Afrosoricida; Tenrecidae.